AUGAAAUGGAACAAUAUUAUGUUAGUAAAAAUAAUUUUUACAUCGAUAAUAUAUGUUUAUUCCGAUGCAUUAUUCAAUUUGAAUGAAAAAUUCAUAACAACAUAUGAUCGUACUCGUAAUCAUUUAAUAUCAAUGAUAAAUCCUUUAAUCAUUUGUAAUGAAGAUAACGCUAUAAUUAUACAUCGUGGUAAACGAUUUGAAGAACAAGUAAUACCUAAACUUUAUCACGAUGUAAAAUCCAUAUCACAUAUACCAUUAAAAAUCUAUCUAACACUUAUGUUUAAUCUUGGAAAUUUAUCUAAUGAUAAUUAUAUUGAAUUAAAACAAUAUCUGCAAGAUAUACGUUCUCUUCGAAAUUCUUUUCAAUUUCCAUCACAUAUACAAAAAACUCAAUAUGAUAUUAUUGAUUUAUCAAUAGAAUAUUUACGAGUAAUAUUAAAAACAAAAUUUGUUGAUAAAAUUCAAUUAAAAAAAUUUUGUCAACAAGCACGAAUUUUAUUUUCAAUUAAUAUUGAAUUAGCUGCACGUAUACAUCUUGAUAUGCUUGAUUCAAAAAUAAGACCAUGGUAUCAAAAUCAUUUUAAUGAUACUGAACGUAAAUCUCUUAAAGUUCUCAUUCUGGGAUCAAAAACAGCUCGAUAUGGUUUUCUUGCAAAAGCAUAUUUUUUUACAUUACUUGAAGAACAAGAUGAAGGAAAACAUAUUGUAUUUGCUGAAAGUAUUGAUAAUGAACAAAAAGCAUUAGAAAUAUUAGGUGCAUGGAUUUUAGAUGCAGAAGCGAGUAAUAAUUUUUUUGAUGGUGAUACUGAACGAUUGCAUCGCGAUGUACUUGCUGAUGCAGCCAAAACACACGUGAAACAAUUAUUUGAAAAAUCAAAAUGUUCAUUAUCAGUUUAA
Messenger RNA from Rotaria sp. Silwood1, 897 nucleotides. The record is from the annotation of a GenBank genome assembly. NCBI's taxonomy places the organism in Eukaryota, Metazoa, Rotifera, Eurotatoria, Philodinida, Philodinidae.